Molecule: messenger RNA, 6282 nt
Organism: Mytilus californianus (California mussel)
Lineage: Eukaryota; Metazoa; Mollusca; Bivalvia; Mytilida; Mytilidae
Product: short transient receptor potential channel 4-associated protein-like
Exons: 24
Coding region: 72-2381 (769 amino acids)
Biological process (GO): ubiquitin-dependent protein catabolic process
Cellular component (GO): Cul4A-RING E3 ubiquitin ligase complex
Molecular function (GO): phosphatase binding
Source: RefSeq, a predicted model, not a curated record
GAAUGCGCAGAUAAUUUUUACCGCCGAGCUCAGUUUCAGCUGUUCAGUGAAAGAGAAAGCUAAAAAAGACAAUGAUACGACAUAAAAAGCGAACUUUCCCCAGUAAAACUUCUGUAUUUCUUGCCCAAGAACAAUGGCAAUAUUCAGGAAAUGCCUACAAACGCCUAAGUCAGUUGCCAGAACAUGUGAUUGAGGAGAUAGGUGAGGGGAGUGGUAUCCCUGAGAUAGUAGCAGAGUUAGACUACUUCAGUACACAUAUGGAUGCAGAUGAUGAUCUGUGUUUAGAGAAUCUCAAGACGUUGUUGGGUAAUUUGAUGAACUUUGAACCCAGAAGAUCAAAUGAAGAGUCAAAUGCAGAUGAUGAACAACAAAAAUAUGCAGCACAGUUCUAUGAACAUGGUGGUGUGGAGGUAUUGAUGAGAAUUUUGAUGUUUAAUACACAGUUUCCACAGGCAUGUAAAAAUAUCAAAGUUGGAUAUCCAGAGUCUGACCUGUUACUCAGAAUCAAGAGUCUGGUUUUGGAAAUUUUGACAAAAAUAUCUACAACUAGCAUUGGUGACCAUGUGAUUAACAUCCUGAUGGAGGAUGAUGAAGUACUGAAUUACGUGUUUACAUUGUUAUCACAUACAAAGACAUUUAUAAAUGCUUGUCAGUUGAUAGAGGAUAUGUUACAGUCUAAACGACAAGUCUUAGAUCUACAUAGAAUUACUAAUAUAAAGACACUGAUUCUGUCUUUGACCGACUCACAACUGGCAAAUUUCUGUAGAAUAUUAGCAGUGGCAAUCUCAGACCUUGAUAUUUAUGAAAACAAAUCUUCAUUAUUCGCUCAGAAUAAACAGAAAAGAAGUAGAGGUUUUGUAAAUGUUAGAGACAUUAAUCAAGAGCUGUUACUUGGUAUUCCAGAGUUACUGCCCAGACUUGUAAACUUGGCUGUAAUGAAAGAUUAUACCCCCAGAUACAGGGGAAUGGUGAGUGAGUUAGAUUGUUGGAUGGAAUGGAUAGAAAAUCAAAUGGCAGAGGAGGUUUACGACACACCCACAGUAGACGAUGAUGAGGACUUUAUUGGAGGAAUUUCUGAGCCAACAUCAGCUGGUGGUGCUAUGAAUGUCCAGCAGGGUCUGAAAAUAACCGAGGAACUUGUACAGAGAGUAGAGGUUGUUUAUGUAUUGGGUUUGUUCUUAUUAGGAAAACAUCGGAAAAAGGUACAGAGAAAGCUGGCAGAACUGAAAUUGGCACCUGGUUUAAGUGAAUUGUUUGAUCAGUUUAUUUGGAAGUGUCAAGUAAGCAGAUAUAGCAGUAGGAACAGAUUACGUGGACACAACGCUGCCUGUGAAUGUAGUCCUGAAGUGGCAUUAAAAAUCCAGUUCUUACGACUUGUACAUAGUUUCUGUGAUCAUUCUGAUUAUAAACAUUUGUUAUUAUCCAAAAAUGAGCUCAAUGAAGUUAAGAGAAUUAACACUAAAGCUGGUAAUUUAUCAUUACCUAACCUUGAUGCUGUAAAUAAAUCAUUAAUGUGCAAAGGAAGUAAAGGUCUGUUAACUAAAAUAGUGGAAGUUAUGAAGAAAGAACCCACUACAUCAACUUUCAGGUUCUGGCUGGCCAGAGCUGUAGAGAGUUACUUGAGAGGUAAUACAUCAUACUGUGAUCAGGUCUUCUUAAUGAGAAGAGGACUUCUACAACAUGUUGCAACAAACAUUGUGGAACAUGAAAUAAGACACAAGGAAAUUCUACAAAGCAGUUUUGACUUGUUGGGAGAACUUGUUAAAUUCAACAUAGAGGCAUUUAGAUCAUUUGAUGAAAUUCUAAAUACUUCACCUAAGUUUGAUAAGUUCACCAGUACAGUAAACAGAAACUUGGUUGAUUCCAAUAUGUUUAUCCGUAGUCUUAUAUUGUCCUUAGAACAUCUGACCAAUGAUGAAUCCCCCUGUAGAGAUUAUGCCAAAAAAGAAAACAAAUUGUUGAUGUAUAUAGGAGAUUUUAAUAAACAGUUGGAUUACCUGUAUAAACUGAUCAAAAUAAUCAAUGUACAGAAUCUCACACAGGAAAAUGUUAGCUGUUUAAACACAACUCUGGUAUUUCUGAUGUUUGCCAACAGAAAGAACCAGUUACCCCGGUAUCUCCAAGCUCUCCGUGAUGAGAAGGAGGACAUGAUGGAUGUCAGUGGUUGUACAAAUCUAUUACGCAAUUUUAGAGAUUUGUUGAUAUUCUGGCAGGAUCAUUAUCUACACAAAGACAAAGACUGUAGUGCUUUAGAAAAGAGUUCUAGAAUCAGUUUUGACUACUGGAAACAAACUGUGUCAAUUCUAGUCGAUGAAAACAAGGACUUAACAACGGGAAUAUUACAUUACAUUACUCCAAUACCAUGUGAUAGACCAAACUGACAUAAAAUAUCAAAUAAGCUGUGAACAACAGUGAUGCAUAAUUUUACAAUCCUGUAGAUCACAUGAUUAACACAUCAGUUAUCAUGUAAUGUUAUCAUGUGAUGUUACGAUGUAACUAAAUGGGAGUUUGUAUCAAUGAAGUCUUUCUGGGAAUUGAGGCCAAGAAAAGCAACACAUUUCUGAUGGCAGAUUCCUCAGCCUACAGAUUUUCUUUGAGUUUUUCCUAGUUCAAGGUGCCAGUGAACAAGACGUUUCAUUAAUGGAAAUAUUUUCCUUUAAAUUGUUUUUAUUGUUGUUUUGUAAAUGAAGACAAUGCAAUGAUGGUUUAAAUCUAGUCUGGGAUAAUGACAUUGCUAUGAAAUAUUUUUUAUGACUUUGUAUAUAUAGUUGUUUUCUGUUAAUCCAUAUACAAAAAGUGCUAUUGUCAGAUCAGUCAAUAAUGCAAUCUAUAGAAUUAACAGUGCUACAGGUAUGCAUAAAAUAUCUCAUGAAUUUAUAUUAAAGCUGGCUUUUUUCCUGAGCUGAAGUACAUUGUAUAUGUCAUGUUAUUUUUCAGAUAACUAGUUUUUCGCUAUCGUUGUUUUCCAAAACAUCUUUUAUAGAUCUUCUUAGCAACAGUUUUCAUGAAUACUGCUUUUAUGAAUUGCUACCAUGAUUAAUUAACGGUUUGAUAUUGACUGAUUUGACUGUUUUUGAGCAAAUACAGAAUUAUUUGUCACAGUAUUAUUUAUCUUGCAAAUGAAAUCAGAUCGGUCACUGUCUUUUUAGAGGAUUAAAAUGUCUUCUUUUUCAAAUACAGCAUAAUAUAAUUUCCAAUUUUUUUUUGUUUCCUCAUUUUGAAGAAUUCUUGCAGGGUAUUAAUGUUCUCCAUUCUCAAUUUUAUUGUGCACAUUUCAACAUUGAUCAUAAUUGAAGUUUUCAUCCAUAUCACCUUGUAUGCUCCAUUAUUUACACAUGAAAUGUUUGUAUGCAAAUAAAAGAAAACAGUUAAUUGAGUAAAAAUAGUUAAAUUCAAUUUUCCUAGAGGCAUUAAAAAUCCAUGGAUGUACCUUUUAUGUAUGUUAGAAAGAACAAAAUGUCAUAGACUUCUUCACACAAAAAGAGCUUUAAAUGUAUGUGAUGUCAAGAUUUCAUAUUGGAGCUUUGCUUCAUGACUGAUAUUUAAAUGUUGUGUUCUUUUUAUAUUAUUUAUUUCAUUGUAUAUCUUCUUUUAUAAAAAUGAUGUAUUCUUUGUGUGCUAAGAGCACAUACAAUUUUACAAUUGAUGUAUUGUAAAUAGAUGUGUAUAAAAUUUUAUGCAAAGUGAAAUCUAAACAAAAAAAUUUUGAUGUAUUAUAUAUAUAAAUAUUUAUUUGUGCCUGAUUCUAUUUCAAUUUCUUUAAUAUUAAAACUUGAUUAAAUUUUAGUACAGUUAUGAUACAAAAAUACAGUAAUAUUUCUUGAGUCAGUCAGGACAGAAUCAUUACUAUAGCCAUUCAACAAGUUUGUGUCCAUUACAAUAUUUGUAAGGGAAUUCUACAAUAACUUUUGCUUUUUUGCCUUAAAUUAUAUUGUUAUUAAUGAACUUCCACAAUAGCAAAAAGACAAAUUCCAGCAAAAUUUAAAAAUAAGAUUUUCAAUUAUUUUUUAAGCAAAAUUAGUAAAAAUUUACUUAACUAAAAAUAAACAGUUUGAUGCACCCUACCCAGGAAAACUAUUAGUAGUACCAUUAACAUAUAACUUUUCUCUAUACAAGUUCAUAGGCUGUGUAUUAUAUUUCCAUGCCUACUUAUGAAUUAAUUUCAAAACCUGAUAAUAUCUUCAUGUAGUAGGCACCUGCAUUAUACAGACACAUCUAGCUUUUAAACCUUCUGUUUAAGUAGGAUUCCUGUGUGUUUAAAAAAAAAACACCACUACAAUCAAACAAUGCUUGAACAGUCAUGAGAAUGCAUUAACCAUUAGAAGAAAUCAUCCAUGCUAUCACUCAAACUAUUUUAUAGGUUGUUUUUAAUUUUUCCAUGACACGGGUGAAUGAAAACUGCAAUAAAUUGUAUGUGUUGUACAUAAAAUCAUGCCAAAAUUUUUUAUGGAAAGUAGAAUUUCUCCUACAUUGUACAUAAACAUAAUCCUUCAUUGUAAAAAUCAUAUAAAUAAAUAGAUUUUAAGUUUAUAUUUAUGUGAAGUUCUGAACAAAUUAAAAUUUCAAAAAGCCUAUCAUUUGGAUAGAAUCCAGAUAUAUUUUGUUGUCUUUUGUGAAAAGCUUAGUAAUAUGUCAUAUUUAAUGAUAAGUGCCCACUAUGAUUCAGAAUUUCCUGAUUAUUUAAAACAACUUUAGGAUUCUGCAAAAUUUAAAGUCAUUCAAAUAUAUGUGGCCUUUCUCAUUAUUUUUACAAAUGCAAGCAUUGGCAGGAAUUCUUGUAAGAGCAACCCUUGGUUUUAUUUUUAUGAAUAGUUGUCAAUAUUAAAAAAAAAUCCAAAAAUUCUUUGAAACAUCUUCAUGUCAAAGAACCAUACGAUAGAGAUACAAAUCAUGCCUCUAAAUGCAGAAAUUGAUCUUUACACUAAUGGGUUAAUGCUUGUAAAUGAUGAAGUAAAUUAUACCAGUUGGACAAAGAGUAAAGAGGAUUUUAUGGUAAUUUGGAAUAAACUAAUACAGCACACAUUGUAAUCAAAUCAUUUUUACCAGUAUUUAUAAUCUGUUAAUAUAUGUUAUAUGUUCCAAUCGAAGUGUUAAGUGAAGUAUAUAAAAACAAGUGUUCAUGUUUGAAAGGUGGUUGUAUGACUUAACUGCCAAAGGUUUAAAACAGAAUAAUGGGCUUUCAUUAUCAAGUCUCAGAGUGUGAAACAGUGGAUCUAUUUAUUUGUUAGGAGUCAUCAUAAAUCACUUAUUAUAUGGGGAACUUGAGCUAUUUUCAGAAAACAAUGCUUUGUCAAUAUGUGAAAAUAUUUUAGUUUUUUUGUGUUUUCUGAAUGAUGAUUAACUAAAUGUGUAAAGAGCUGCAUGACUGUUUAAAAAAUUACAUGAGGUAUGAAUGAUAUAUAUCCAAUUGAAGUUUUGUGUGAAUGUAAACUGAUUCUGGUUUGAUUAUAUAUACCACAUAUCAGAUUGUUAACAAAAGUAUCACAAUAGGUACGUAAAAACUCUUUUAAUAUUAAAUCUUUUUGACUAAAAUAAUUUUCCAAUUCUCAUUUCUGAAAUAAAUCUUCUCUAUUUUUGUCUGAAAAAUUAUUAGUGCUUUCAUUUAAUCUUCGAUAUACUUUUAGUAGGUAAUCUAUAAGAUCCUUCAAACUUAUAUUCAUCUUCAUGACAUUUCCUUAAAUUUAGUUUUGAAAAAUCUACAAAACCAAGAGCAGUAAAAAAACUUCAUGAAGAGGCUGUAAACUAAAAAGGCAUUAAAACAAAAUUAAAUGUACAAUUAAAGAAUAAAUCUCAUACUCGCUUGUUUCUGUAAUGUCAGUUUUAUGAAAAAGGUUAAGCUAGGUCAUUAACCCCUGUCUGUCACAUGUACCAAAUUAUCAGAAAAGUAGACCAUAUGUUAAUGACAAAAUUGGAACUAUUUAUGGUAUGAUUGUCCUGUUAAUAUGGACUUGUCCUUGUCUCUGGUGAAUAGUUGUGCAAGUGGCAAUCAAACCACAUCUUAUUUUUAUAACCUCAAAACAAAUUCUUUAGUGAAGGAGUGGGGAGAGGAAAAUAUUUUUACAGAUCACCUGGUACAUGUAAUUUUUUAUGAAUGAAUUUUUGUGUUUGAAAAUGUGGAGAGAACGAUAACCUUUUUACUGUAGAUGAAUAUUGAUGUAAUACAAAUAUUUCACAGUGAGCUUGAGAUGAAUGUACAAUUUGAAUGGAAGAUGAUGUAUAAUAUGGUCAUUAAAUUAUUAUAAUAUAUAUGUAAAUUUAUCAAAUAAAAAUUGACUUUAUUAA